AUGGAAGUUAUUACUUACAGAGUUGCACUUGCUGUGGUGAUGUUUGUUUGUUUUAUGAUAAGGAAUUCGGAAUGUGGUAUUCCAUUGAACUCUUUUCUCUCGGCUACAAACGCGAAACGAGACGCAGAUGACAUGGAAAAUUAUGAGGAGGAAGCCACAAAUAUCCAAGGCGUGAGAGGGCAAGAUCUUCGAAAACUCAUUCUGAAGAAGUUGCGAUUCCGGGAUCUAGAGGAACAAAGCCAGCCUAAUAUUGUAGAAAGAUUUCAAUAUCCAGUUAAACGUACCCAGGACAAUCUCGUGGACAGAGUGGCUGCUCUUCUUUCCGGUCUCAAGGUCCGACAGGUUUCCGACAGUCGUAGUGCGCGCAUGCCUAGUCUUAGGUUCGGCUAA
Molecule: messenger RNA, 390 nt
Organism: Ylistrum balloti
Lineage: Eukaryota; Metazoa; Mollusca; Bivalvia; Pectinida; Pectinidae
Exons: 3
Coding region: 1-390 (129 amino acids)
Source: RefSeq, a predicted model, not a curated record